AUGCCUCUGUUCUCAACUUUAGCAUCCCUCCAGUCGAUGCCCCCAUCAGCCGUUGGAAAUGGCAGCUCAGCUAUUAUUCUAGCUGGGGGCUUUAUCUUAGCUUGUAUGCUGAGCGCCGAACAGCCCCUAUGCGCAUUCGCUGUCUAUAUGAUCUAUAAUCUCUACUUCCACCCGCUUGCCUCAUAUCCCGGCCCGAGGCUCAAUGCAGCAACACCAUUUCCGCUAUAUCGCGCCAUCUUGGGUGGAGAAUUACCAAUGUAUACGGAAAAAUUGCAUGAGAAAUAUGGCGAGGUUGUUCGCAUCGCUCCAGGCGAAGUGACCUUUAUCAAUCCGGAUGCAUGGAAAGACAUCUACGCCAUUCGCCCAGGUAAAGCCCAAAAGCCCAAAGACCAGCGCCAUGUGUCGGUAGGACCAAACCAUAUCCCUAGUAUUUUGAGAACAGAUGAUCAGACACAUGCGAGAUACCGUCGAUCCCUCUCGCACGGCUUCUCCGAGUCUAGUCUUCAGAAGCAGGAAGUUAUAGUUAAGGGCUACAUCGACAUGUUGAUCCAGCGCUUGCACGAACUCUCCAAGCCUGGAAGUACGGUAGUUGAUAUGACAAACUGGUACAACUACACGACAUUCGAUAUCAUUGGCGAUCUUGCCUUUGGUGAAUCCUUCGGCUGUCUCGAGAACUCCAAGUAUCACUUCUGGGUAUCCGUCAUCUUUAGCCACUUCCGAACUGCAGCAUGGGCUAAUAUCAUGCGCCGUGUGCCCUUCGGCCAAUACCUGAUGAAAUGGAUCGUUCCGAAGAAAGUGCAAGUGGAAAAGAAGGCACAGAAUAAAAUGACUCACGAAAAGGUUCGAGCCCGUAUUAAUUCUGGUGACAACGGCCGACCCGAUUUCUUGAGCAAUGUUCUCAAGCAGCCUGUCGAGAAGGGCAUGACUGAGGGCGAGCUGGUUUCUAAUUCCUACGUGCUGAUCAUUGCCGGCUCGGAGACCACCGCUACAUUACUGUCUGGUGUGACAUACUAUAUCCUUACGGUACCUGGUGUUAUGGAUAAGCUGAAAGCAGAGAUUCAAGGAGCAUUUGUGACGGAAGAGGAGAUUACUUGGUCGGCGGUUAACCAACUUCCGUACACACUAGCUGUGUUGAAUGAGGGUUUGCGGAUGUAUCCACCUGUUCCCUUUGGUUUCCCCCGCAUGGUUGAGGGCAAAGGCGAUUUUGUUUGCGGUCGAUGGGUCCCUGGAGGAACAUCCAUUGGAGUACCUAUUCUAGCCGCUAGUCGGUCCGACGCCAACUUCCAUAAGUCUAGGGAAUUCAUCCCCGAAAGAUUUAUGGGAGAACCCGAGUUCGAGUCCGAUAAGAGGAAUGCAGUGCAACCAUUCAGUGUGGGACCUCGCAACUGCUUAGGUCGAAACCUGGCAUAUGCGGAAAUGCGACUGAUUCUGGCUCGUAUGAUCUGGAAUUUCGAUAUGGAAAUCUCCCCGGAUUCCAUGAACUGGAUAAACCAAAAGGCAUAUGUCGUGUGGGAAAAGCCCGCCCUAAAUGUAAAAUUGGCACCAGUGGUACACGCUUAA
Molecule: messenger RNA, 1560 nt
Organism: Penicillium cataractarum
Lineage: Eukaryota; Fungi; Ascomycota; Eurotiomycetes; Eurotiales; Aspergillaceae
Product: cytochrome P450
Exons: 4
Coding region: 1-1560 (519 amino acids)
Molecular function (GO): monooxygenase activity; iron ion binding; heme binding
Source: RefSeq, a predicted model, not a curated record